GCCUGCCUCCUGAGUGAGUGAGACGAGCUGGGAUCAUGAGCCAGGGUUGUUCCAAGUGGUUUUAAUCAGCAGCCCAUUAGAGGAGAACGGAAAACUUCAAACAGGGUAAGAACCAAGUUGUUCCAGUAACUCCAUGGGAAGGUGUUCCCCAAACCUCUGCUUUUUUGGAACUUGUGACUUCUUGCCUGGCACCAGGAAAACACUCAGCAGCAGAAAUGGGAAAAUUCAUGCUAGUUUUGGGUAAAGUGUGCCUCUGACGUUUUUUACCCUGGCAAGACGUGGCUACUUGGACUGUAUCUGCAAUGUGGCAAAGGGCAAAGUGAGGUUGGCAAAGAGGCCAUGGUGUGUGGGCAAGUCCCCAGAUGCCGCAGGCUUUGUCGCCCUCGUCCCUUCCUUCUGGCCCUAGUGGUGGCCCUCUGUCUGUUCUGCCAGACCCUGACUCCUCUCAUGACCAGCAGCAUCCUUUCAGCAGUUGUUAAUGGGAUUGCACCCAACAAACUGACUAAAACACAGCAAGGAAGAUACAAGGAGGUCUCCCCAAGCACCAUUCACUGCUUCCUCCCUGGCAGCAAUUCAGAGACAGUGAAAAAGAUCGAUGCCUCCAUUCUCCAGUACUUUGGAAGCCACACGAGAAGAGCAGUUCUCUAUGCACCUCCUGCUCACCACGAAACUGACCGUCAGCUCUGUCAGCGAAUCCUGGCAAAACAUGGAUAUACAGUCACAGUCCUUGAAAACAGGGGACUUGUGGAAGAUCUGAGGCAUGAGGGCCCUUACAGUGCUAUGAACCCUUGGGAUCUUUUCAUCUGCUUAUCUUCCAGAAAAAAUGGUGGCACUGGCUGCUUUCAAACAGAAGAUUUGCAUAAUCUAGAGCUUUUCCAGAAGGUAAACCUACUUCCAGAAAUCCAGCAUUUUCUUUGCAGAAAAGAGGGAUUAUGCCAGAUAACUAAAGCCUUUUCAGACCUGCAGCUCCCACUUGUGACCCCAGACUGUUCUGGCCAGCCUGGACUGUCAAGGGCCAGCACCACAGGAAAUGUGUCCCAGGGCAGCACAAUCACUGAGCAGGCACAUGCCUCCCAUCUGCAGCACUGGUGGAAGCAGAGCAUGAGCACAAAGCUGAAUCAAGUAUCAACAUCAGACCACAAGGAUGUCCUUAAAUCUCAAGACUUUUCUGUAAUCAUCAAAGCGUAUGUGCUUGUGACAUCCUUAACACCUCUGCGGGCAUUCAUUCAUUCAACCACCACUGUCUGGCAUCCACCCAAGAAGAAGCAUUUUACCAUAAAGCUGCAAAGGUUUUUUGAGAUAUUCUUCAGGAACAGUUCUCCCCAACAAGCCUUCAACAACAUGAAGGAGGCUAUAAACAAACUUCUACUUAUAACUGAGGUCUUCAGCAAAUCAUCUACCUCAAGACCAAAUUCUUUCAAUCAAUGCAGCCAAUGUUUUCAAAUGCUAACCUUUGACAUUGGAUUCAGCAUGUCCAUACACCCAGUAGUCCUUAAGGUGCAUGAAAACUUUGACUUCCAAGUUGAGGAUGAAUCAACUACUCAGGACCAAAUUUCCAAAGAACUUAUUUUUGAAGAUACAUUUAAAUUUCUCUUAUCUAAUGAAUCCUCAACUUCCAGUUUCAUAGAAGCUUUGCAAAAAAUAUAUGAGUCAUCUGUGAGCAAGGAUGGAACAUACAACAGAGAAGAUGAGCAAUGUUUCUCUUUGGAAGAGAUAAAUUCAGUGACUACUUUCAUAAAGGAGCUGAAGAGUCUUGGACAAUUUGAGCUGCUUUUCCCUUCUUCUACACCCAAGAUCCAAAUGUUGCUGCGUGACCUUUAUCGAAUGGUAGACCCAAUGAGGCGGCUUAGUUCAGUCCUGACUGUGCAUUGGUUGCUUUCUAGUGUCCUUCAACAGUUCCAGUUCAUGAAUAAAGAGGCACAUAAAAAUCUUUCAGACUGGCAACUUCCUCAAGAAAAUACGACUCCUAAGCAGAAUGUUCCUUCUGACUUCAGGAAGAAUCAUGAAGCAUUGCAUUAUUCCAGUAAAACUGGAGAAAGACAAUGCAGUUAUGAUAAAGAUACCCUCUCUCAUAUCAGACAGAUCUUCAGCAGUCCACAGCUGGACUUGAAUCCUCAGUUUAACCCAAAGAUCAGAGAAUACUAUGCAGAAGUGCCAUUUGACAUGGUCACAGUGAAGAUAGGAGCAGAGCCCUCUAACUGUCAAUGCCAUGUACAUCUCGACAACAAGAAAGGGCCAAGCAUUGCUAACUACCCCCUUGGCCUUGGAUUGAACAAAGUCAUCAUUCUCUUAACGGAUGAUUCGCAGCCCAGCCCUGAGAUUGUGAGCAGCUACAGAAUCACAAUUUAUCGAGAAGACCGCCCUAGCCUCCCUUUGUUUGAUGACUAUAUGAUGUGUGGGUUUGUGCAGGACUGUGGUUCCAAAAUUCGCCCAGAGGAGUCCUGUGGCUUGCAGCCUCUCUCUCAUGAAUACCUCUCAGCAAUUUCACAGACAGUGUUUAAGACCUGUGAAGCUGGAGACACAAAAGGGCAAUGGAUUGUCCCUUGCCUCAGCUGUUCUGACAACAGGACCUGCGACUGGAGAGCAAUAACGUGGCAGCCCCACGGCUGCCGAUACUCUGUGCUGGCCAAGCCCGAACUCCAGCGCUGCAUGGAGGGCAGAAGGAUUCUUUUUAUAGGUGACUCAACUAACAGAGGGAUGAUGUAUUAUCUAAUUGAAAGAGUGAAUAAGACUCUUCAGGAAUGGCAGAAGACUCAUGAUGUUAAAUUUUAUCGCAAUAUCAAUGAGGGGAAAACAUUUAUCAGUUACUCCUACUACCCCCAGUUCUGGAUGAAUGCAAACCAGAGACCAACUUUUGAAAAAGCACUGGAACAGCUGCUGCAGAGAUCACGUCCCCUGGAGAACACAGACCAGACCGUAUUAAUUGUAGGUGGUGUUCAGUGGCUUAAUUCCAAUCACCUGCAAAUUAUCCAAAAGGUGUUGAAUAGGGAAAAUCUAUCAAAUAUCCUGGUAAUUGUCAAAUCCAUAGGGAUGGGCUUUCAUCUUCCAGUGGAUGGAAUCCAUUCUCUGUCACAGGCAGAAGUGCAAAACUUGUGGAAUGAAAACUUGAUUAUUCUGGAUACAGCAAAAAAUUUGGGCUAUGAAGUGGUUGACACCUUUGUCAUCACCAUGGGACGUUACAAAGAAUUCCUGCAAGGGAAGUGCGGCUGCCAUUUCCAUGAGGUGGUGAAAUCCAAUCCCUCUGAAGAAAGGCCACACAUAACAAUGACGCUAUCAAGGCACUAUAGGCUGGGGAAAUAUUUCAGCAGUCAAAGCAAACCAUCACAACUGCAGGACCAUGCAACAGAUUCUCAGUCCCCGUAUCAUGUCCGAGGUCCAAUAAAUCAAGUUUAUUCUGAAAUCCUUCUCAGCAGGCUCUGUGCAAGUAAGAGGGAGUUUGUCAGCACAUAGCCUCUCUUGGAUGUAGUACCAAGACUAGAGAAGUGCCACUGCCUGAGUGACAGUUGAAGGACCAUGGUGGAUUAAGAUAUGCUUCCUUGACUGACUGAAUACACACAAAGAAAGUUUGGGGAUGUGUUAUUUUUCAAAAAACCUUAUGAAAUUAAGAUAUGCCCUGGUGAGUCUGUUGUGUGAAAGUGGAAGAUGGAGCGUUGCAAAGGAGAGAAGAGGAGAAGUUACUUGAACUGUUGCCAAAGACUAGAACAGCUGUAGUUUAUUGAUGUAAACUACAUUGUAUUAUUGAUAGUAAAAAGAGACCUAUAUAUUCACUUGAACAUUUGGAAAGGGCUGGUUUAGGUCUUCAGCACUAUCUAGUUUUUAUUUAUAGAGACACUGUAAUAUUUGAAUGUAUUUAGAAACUGACUACAUUCCGUUUGAAAGAGUUAUAUUUUAUGUGGACAUGUUUCCCUUCCAUAUUAAACCUUUUCUGUUUAGACACUUGGUUUAUAGAAUCUGAAAACAUCUAUUAGCAUUUUACUGGUGAUGCUGAGUUUUGAACUCUAGUGUUUUUAGUGAAAACACAUCUCUUCUUUGUAUCUUAGAUGGAACAGAUAUCUACUCUAUUUUUUUGCAUGUUCUGAAGCUAAUAGGGAGAUAGAUUACCUAUACUUGAGACUGAUUGAAACUGUCUCAUUGUAACAUGUAAAUAUAGUGAAUUUGUUAACAUUAAUUUAUUUAUGGUCCCAGUUUAGGAAAGUGUCCAUAUGCUGGAAGAAUGCUUAGAUAAGUGCUUCAGUGUCUACCUUGGCCUGUAAGCCAAUCAAGUAUUCUUCCUGCCCAGAAUGCCAUUUCUUUAAUGAUUUUUUAUAAAAUACUUGCCAAUAUGUGAAGCCAGUACCGCAAACAUAACAAAAAUCCCCCUUGCAAGCACACAUGAGAUUUUCAGGAUCUGGUAAUUUAUCACUCAUAAGAAGUGUGUGGUAUGAUGGCAGCAGAAUAUACUGCGAGCAUCUCUUGCUUGGCACAGACAAGACCUUCUCUGAAAGCUAGUUUCAGUUCAGUCCUUCCUUUUUAUUCAUCCAGUCACACAGCAGGCAAACAAGGCACCACUCUACCACCAUGCAUUGGAGAAGGGUUUUUUAACCAGGCUGGUGCAAAUCUUACAAAGGGUCUGCUGAGUUCUGUGUCAUGCUUCCCUGUCACAAUUUUACAUAUAAUCCUCCACUAGCUUCUUCUUUGGGAAAAGAAGCCACAAACAAUGUCAGGGAAUAAACAAAUUAUAGCAAGGAGCUACUCAUCAUCUUAUUUGCCUUAGUAGCACACAGGGGGGCUACCCUGUAUAGAAGUAGUGCUAGUAAUUAAUGACAAAUUUAGUAUUUGCCUAAGAUCCUGUAUCUAUCCACAGUUUGUGUGCCCAGCUGUAGUUUUGUGAAUUUCUGCUUCUUCAGGUAAGAUAUGUAAAGUUAUAAUAGGAAAUUGUCAUGGAAUAUGGAGUUUGGCAUCCUAGGUGAUAGAGAGUAUUCUCCAAAAUAGGAUCUGGCACACCUAAUUUAAAGCACCUUUCACUAUAUUGAAGAAGUUGCUAACUUAGAUAAUGACAAAAUUAGUGAGAUGGUAUGAUUAUAUCUGUUUCUGUAUAAUAUGCUGCUGAUUGCUUACAGCAAAUAUCCCUAAAUUUCAAUGUAAGGUUUUCCCUGGCAUGGAGAUCUACAUGAAAGAUGGGUCAGGAGCUGUACAUAAAUACUGAAUAUAUCAGCAUUUGGUUUUCAGCAAUAUGUUUAUCUAAAGAAUAUAAUUGUAUGCAAAUGAUGUAAUAUAUUUUCUUGGGUAUGGAAAUCCAGGGCUGCACAACCUUAAAGCUGAGGGAUAGAAUAUCAUCAUUAAUAUUAGUAGAUGCAAAAUGCAGCCAGAUGUCUUUAGUAUUAAGAUGAUCAAUGAUAGGUAUAUUACAGUUCUGCUUCUGAUAAGAUUUUUUGUAGCUCAUUUAAAUCCACAUGCUGUUACUGUUAUUGUUCUGUAAACAAAUGUUUUUAAGGCAUUAACUGGGCUUUUAUGUUUAUGGUUUUUUUUUUUUUUUUUAGCUAAAACCUAUUGCUGAAGCAUUAGCUUAGUGAUGAAAAGAAAAGAGCUGACUUUGUUAUACUGUAGUGGAUAUCAGUGAAUGUGCAAUUCAUCAGUUCUGGUUUCACCACAAAAUGGUUUACAUGUGCUGUACACCCAGAUGUCUUAAUGUUUUCCAAAUCUUGAUAUUUUUCAAAUGUAUUGUGUAUAUUUUCUUGUGUGUUUUCUAUACAUAUCUAUGUACAUUAAUAUGUCUGUACAAAGUCAUUGGUACAAUUUGCAAAUUGAUCUUUAUUUAAACAAGUUCUUUGAAUAAGCUGUUUCCAACACUAUGUAUGAUCCACAUAGUCUUAGGAAUAAACAAAGGAUACUAAGCUACAUUUUUGUUAUUUAACUUUAAAAUAUAUCUAGUAUCUCUAUGUAUGUGAAAGAUGAGAGUCGAGAUUCACAUGCAAGGAUUGCUUGCUCAUAUGUAUUAAAAUUUAUGGAUUAAGACAAUAAAAGGAUUACUGUGUUUGAAUUCCCGUGAGAGCACACGUUGCUAUCUACAGUUUACUCUGUAAUUAUUGUAUCUGCUGUGACAUUUUGCCUGAAUAAACAUUAAAGUGCUCCUAUAGUCCAUA
Messenger RNA from Vidua macroura (Pin-tailed whydah), 6122 nucleotides. RefSeq names its product cadherin like and PC-esterase domain containing 1 (gene CPED1). The coding region runs from base 340 to 3450 and encodes 1036 amino acids. NCBI's taxonomy places the organism in Eukaryota, Metazoa, Chordata, Aves, Passeriformes, Viduidae. The transcript is spliced from 23 exons. The record is from RefSeq and is a predicted model, not a curated record.